This is a messenger RNA of Crotalus tigris (Tiger rattlesnake), 3503 nucleotides long. RefSeq names its product eukaryotic translation initiation factor 2 subunit beta (gene EIF2S2). Bases 167 to 1168 code for a protein of 333 amino acids. The record is from RefSeq and is a predicted model, not a curated record. Gene Ontology annotation, biological process: formation of translation preinitiation complex; translational initiation; formation of cytoplasmic translation initiation complex. The transcript is spliced from 9 exons. Lineage: Eukaryota; Metazoa; Chordata; Lepidosauria; Squamata; Viperidae. Gene Ontology annotation, cellular component: eukaryotic translation initiation factor 2 complex. Gene Ontology annotation, molecular function: translation initiation factor binding; translation initiation factor activity; mRNA binding.
CUCCUCCUCCUGCUGCUGAUGCAAGAGCUGAGCGCGGCGGCGAGGCGAGCCUGAGGGCUGAGCAAACGAGUCGGGGCGACUGAUUUCCUGGGUGGUGUUGGGCUUUUCUCCCCUUGAGACGGGCGCUUCCAAAUUUCUACUUUGACGGUCAGGGAGAGCCAUAGCCAUGUCGGGAGACGAGAUGAUUUUCGACCCUACUAUGAGCAAAAAGAAGAAGAAGAAAAAGAAGCCUUUUAUGCUUGAUGAAGAAGGUGGUGAUGCACAAACAGAAGAGACACAACUAUUAGAAACAAAAGAAGUGGAGCCAGAACCAGCAGAAGACAAAGAUAUAGAAGCUGAUGAAGAAGACAGCAGAAAGAAAGAUGCAUCAAAUGAUUUAGAUGACUUAACCUUCUUUAAUCAGAAGAAAAAGAAGAAAAAAGCAAAAAAGAUAUUUGAUAUUGAUGAAGCUGAAGAGGGACUGAAGGACCUAAAAAUUGAAAGUGAUGUGCAAGAAACAGUAGAACCAGAAGAUGACCUUGAUAUCAUGUUAGGAAAGAAGAAGAAAAGAAAGACGGCAAAGUUUACAGAUGAGGAUGAAGUAUUAGAUAAAGAUGAAGCAUUAGAGGAUGAUGACAGCAAAAAAGAUGAUGGAAUCUCUUUUAGCUCUCUGUUAGGACCUGCAUGGGCAGGCUCGGAAAGGGAUUACACAUAUGAUGAGUUGCUGAAUCGUGUAUUUAACAUCAUGAGGGAAAAAAAUCCUGAUAUGGUAGCUGGUGAAAAAAGAAAAUUUGUUAUGAAACCUCCCCAGGUUGUAAGAGUAGGAACAAAGAAAACAUCAUUUGUUAACUUCACAGAUAUCUGUAAACUAUUACAUCGUCAACCUAAACAUCUCCUGGCUUUUUUGCUGGCAGAAUUGGGUACAAGUGGUUCAAUAGAUGGCAACAACCAACUUGUAAUCAAAGGAAGAUUCCAACAAAAACAGAUAGAAAAUGUCUUGAGGAGAUAUAUCAAGGAAUAUGUCACCUGUCAUACAUGUCGGUCACCAGACACAAUCUUGCAGAAGGACACCAGAUUAUAUUUUUUGCAGUGUGAGACUUGCCAUUCACGCUGUUCUGUUGCCAGCAUUAAAACUGGUUUCCAGGCUGUCACAGGCAAGAGAGCGCAGCUCCGUGCCAAAGCUAACUAGUUGGCUGGUUGACCCUGAAUUUUUGCGAAGUGAUCUGGGCGCAAAUGGCUGGACAGGCUUACAACCUGAGUGGAUUUCCGAUGUAUUAAAAACAAGAUAGUAAAAGCUGCUUUGCUUUGGGUUGGUCUGUGAGAUUCUUGCGAGAUCAGAUCUUCAAGCUGUUGACAUUUGCUAACUGAAUAUUUUACCAACUGUCAAGUGAUGAGAAAGGAGAUGCUUUUUAAUCUGUUCAUAGAAUUCUGUAAAAUGCAAGAGAAAUUAAAGUUAUUAUAACAGUGACUCUUUCAUUUGAAUUUUUUGGUUUCUCUGUUAACAGUAGUAUGAAUACAUGCAAGCGUCAUGGCCAAUUGUGUUUUAAAAACAUUUGUUGUCCUAAUUAAGUGUAUUGUAAAAGCAAAUGGGCACAGUUGAAUUAAUGUAAUGGAACAUAUCAUAGAAUAUUAAAUCACAAAUAGGUUCUCCCUGUUGAAUAUCUCCACGCAUAUAAGAAUUUCAUCAUCUGGUUACAAGGGACAAAUCCCACAGAUGAAUGUGAGAUUUGUAUUAAUUGGGCUUAGGUUAGCUGUCUGUAACCAGCUUUCCUUUGCAUUUUGGUGUUCACUUUAAUCUCUGCAUUAGUAUGGUCUUAAUAAAAAUUAUUAAAAUAUAACAUAUCAAGAUGCCAUAUUAAUGCAUGUAAGUUUGGGAAAACAUUGCAGUGUAAAUGCACAUUAUCAUUGCCAUAAUCUAUUUAGAGUUUUUGUAAUGCUAGCUUUCAGUACUGUACUAAAAAAGUUAAAUCUUUAAAUUGUAAAAAUGAAUUAUGUAUGCAUCACCCAUUUAAAUGAAAACAAGUUAAAAAAAAGUUAGUGCGGCUAUUAAAACUUAAGUAAUCUUACACCUUUCCUUCCAGCACUGUACUUUCAGUUUUUGGAAAGGGUAACUAGUGUAUGUUCUUCCUAUCCCGAGUAUUCACCAAUUUCAGGACUGACCCAGAAACUAAGCUGUCAGAAAGCUUGGUGAUCUUUAUGCAGUAGCUGGUAUCCAUUUUAUCAGUUUAUUCAGGCCUUAAAGCAGAGUUAUUUAAGAAGGCUUGUUGUAUUCAUUGGGAUCUUUGAAAAGAGGCUUUGGAUAAAUUAGUACAGUAAUGGACUACAAGGACCUGUGGCCUUAGGAUUUGGGAUUUCUGACCAAGGACAUGGGAAUAGAAAUAAGUGGACAUCUUUUGCAAUUAAGUAUUAUGAAGAUAAUCUUUAUUGGGGCUGAUGCUUAAGAGAUUUGAUGGUGACACCAGUUAUUUAGACUGAUAUAAACAAAAGGGCUCGUAUAAGCACGUGUCUGCAUUGGAUAAAUUGGAAUUUAAAUGGCAAAAACCUUUUUCCACAAAGUAUAGGAUUAUGUAAGAAAAGGCAAUAAGUAAAAUCAUAUUUUUUAAUUUUUUUGUUCAUGUUAGCUGCCUAGAAUUGCGGAUGCAAAAUAGGUGGCCAUAUAAGCUGUUUAAAUACUUAAUGUAUGGAAUGAGGAUUUACCUGGUGAAUACUAAAAAUGAAUCUUGAUGUGGUAGGUAUAUGUGUAAAAAUUACUUUCCUUCUGUGAAGAAGACAUGAAAUAAUUAGAAAAGACAUUGCAAUAAAAUUAAUACCUAUCAUUAUUUGCAAAUACUGUGUAUGUGUCUAGUUAAAGAAUUAUAGAAUAUGAAAUGAACCAGUGAAUUUGAAAGAGGGAAGAAAAGUAUACUCAUAGUACAUAGUAUUCAUCACUACCAAAUAUGAUGCAGACUGCCAAAUUGAUGUUUAAAGUUAAACCCAUUGAGUAGGCAGUUUUUAUGACAAUUGCAUGACCUCAUCAGGGUCAACUGGACAGGAAUUUUGCCUCAUAUCCUGUGUUUAAAAUUCCUCAGUUAUCCAAUGAAGCAAAUUGGGCUGGAUUACAUAAUACUUCAAUAUGAUCCAGCAGGAUCCUAUAUUUCUUUGCUUGCUUGGAGAUUUUAAAACGUGAUGCUUUUGAAUUUAAAACUCUAAAAACAUUUGCAAAGUUUAAGGAAGAGUGCCUUUUCACUACUGUUUCAAGAUUUCUGACUUCUCAUAACCCUUAUUAUUAAUAUUGAAAGGUAUUUGGUUAAUGGGUGUGAUACUUUAAUUGAAGUUGAAUCUAGAAUCUUUGUUUUGGAAUUGUAAUUUGUAUGUAAAUUGACAUGCAACUGAGUUUGCCAGGAAAUUAAUUUUUAUAUUUUCUGCAAAGGUUUUUUGAGAAUAGAAAAGUCUAAAGUCGGUCUUUUUUUAAUGACUUAAAUAGAAUCUGAGCUGUAAUGAAUGUUGGAUGUACCUUAUAAAUUGAAUAAAGUCAGGAUCAGUGA